AUACUCCUUUUCAUUUAGACUGGUUUGGGGCUCGCUUGCUGUUGUGAUUUGACCUUUAGUUAUAGAUUUAUAAAACAUAAAAUGGGAGAUACAAAAUUAUAUGAUCUGUUGGGUGUUUCACCAAAUGCUUCAGACUCUGAAAUUAAAAAGUCUUACCGUAGGCUUGCCAAAGAAUACCAUCCAGACAAAAAUCCCCAAGAAGGAGAAAGAUUUAAAGAGAUCUCCUUUGCAUAUGAAGUGUUGUCAGAUUCAAAGAAGAGACAGAUUUAUGACAGUUAUGGAAUUAAAGGCCUACAAGAAGGUCAUCAUGUAGAUGGAUUUUCUGACGAUAUAUUUUCUCACUUAUUUGGAGGAGGUCUAUUUGGGGCUAUGGGAAUGGGGUUUGGUGGUGGUGGCCGUCGACGGAAACAGAAAGGAGAUGACACAAUCCAUCCGUUGAAGGUUUCCCUAGAAGACCUGUACAAUGGAAAAACAGCAAAGCUACAACUUAGUAAAAAUGUAAUUUGUUCUACUUGUAAUGGGGAAGGAGGGAAACAUGGAUCUUCUCAGACUUGUCGAGCUUGUCAUGGACAAGGUAUUAAAUUAACUCUUCGGCAGCUUGGGCCAGGGAUGGUCCAACAGAUGCGGUCUGUAUGCCCUGACUGUAGAGGAGAAGGAGAAGUGAUUAAAGACAAAGAUCGCUGUAAGGUCUGUAGGGGUAAUAAAGUAGUAAAUGAGAAGAAAAUAUUAGAAGUGCAUGUGGAUAAAGGAAUGCGAGAUGGACAAAAGGUACAAUUUAGAGGCGAAGGGGAUCAAAAGCCAGGAAUGGAACCUGGAGAUGUGGUCAUUGUGCUCCAAGAGAAACCUCAUCCACAUUUCCAGAGGAACGGUAACGAUUUGUAUAUGAACCACAAAGUUAAUCUCACUGAAGCACUUUGUGGAUUUUGUAUUGCUAUAAAGCACUUAGAUGGACGUGACCUGAUAGUAAAACAUCCUCCUGGAGAGGUUGUGAAACCAGGAACCAUUAAGGGAAUUCAGGGCGAAGGAAUGCCUAUUUAUAGGGAUCCGUUUGAGAAAGGAAAUCUGUACGUUAAACUUGAUGUUGAAUUUCCCCCGGAUCAUUUUGCAGAAGUAGAAAAACUUAAGCUGCUGGAGAAGCUGCUGCCAAAAAGGCCACUUUGCAAGAUUCCUCAAGGUGAGCAUGUGGAAGAAGUGGAUCUACAUGACUAUGAUCCUAACACUAGUAGAAGCCAGGGUGCUGGGAGAUUCUCAGAAGCUUAUGAAUCAGAUGAUGAUGCUGGAGUACACAUGGGCCCUGGAGUUCAAUGUGCACAACAGUAGAAUUCUUAUGAACUUUAAUUCUUGGAUAAAAAUAAUUUGUAACAUUUUUUUUUUUUUUUUGACUAAGUAACAAUCAAGAUAUAAACUUUGUUUUUUAAUAUUUGAAAGAAUUGGUUUGAAGAAGUGGAGUCAAAAAUAAAAAAAAGACUUCUGUUGAUUGAGUAAUAUGUAUGGUGAAUUUGUCAGACCUUCCUGUAUAUGUUAGCCUUUUUUAUCGAGAUUUAUGUGGGCCCUGUAUAGACCUUAUACUUAUGGAAUAUAUAUAUAUAUUUCCAUUAUGUAGAUUUCCAAUCACUGGAAUGAAUCUUAGUCAAUAAAUUUUGUUCUUAAUUAAUACA
Molecule: messenger RNA, 1658 nt
Organism: Limulus polyphemus (Atlantic horseshoe crab)
Lineage: Eukaryota; Metazoa; Arthropoda; Merostomata; Xiphosura; Limulidae
Product: dnaJ homolog subfamily A member 2-like
Exons: 10
Coding region: 82-1320 (412 amino acids)
Biological process (GO): protein refolding; response to heat
Cellular component (GO): cytoplasm; cytosol
Molecular function (GO): ATP binding; Hsp70 protein binding
Source: RefSeq, a predicted model, not a curated record